Messenger RNA from Miniopterus natalensis, 976 nucleotides. It is a transcript of the gene CLIC1, whose product is annotated as CLIC family member 1. The record is from RefSeq and is a predicted model, not a curated record. Lineage: Eukaryota; Metazoa; Chordata; Mammalia; Chiroptera; Miniopteridae.
ACCAUGGCUGAAGAGCAGCCGCAGGUCGAGCUGUUCGUGAAGGCUGGCAGUGAUGGAGCCAAGAUUGGGAACUGCCCCUUCUCCCAGAGACUGUUCAUGGUGCUCUGGCUCAAGGGAGUCACCUUCAACGUGACCACCGUUGACACCAAGAGGCGAACUGAGACGGUACAGAAGCUGUGCCCAGGAGGGCAGCUCCCUUUUCUGCUGUAUGGCACCGAAGUGCACACAGACACCAACAAGAUUGAAGAAUUUCUGGAGGCAGUGUUGUGCCCUCCCAGGUACCCCAAGCUGGCAGCUCUAAACCCUGAAUCAAACACAGCUGGCCUGGACAUAUUUGCCAAAUUUUCUGCCUACAUCAAGAACUCAAACCCAGCACUCAAUGAUAAUCUGGAGAAGGGGCUCCUGAAAGCCCUGAAAGUUUUAGACAAUUACUUGACAUCCCCCCUCCCAGAAGAAGUGGAUGAGACCAGUGCUGAGGAUGAGGGCAUCUCGCAGAGGAAGUUUCUGGAUGGAAAUGAGCUCACUCUAGCUGACUGCAACCUGUUGCCAAAGCUCCAUAUAGUACAGGUGGUGUGUAAGAAGUACCGUGGAUUCUCCAUCCCUGAGAUGUUUCGGGGGGUGCAUCGGUACUUGCGCAAUGCCUAUGCGAGGGAAGAGUUCGCCUCUACCUGUCCAGAUGAUGAGGAGAUCGAGCUGGCCUAUGAGCAAGUGGCCAAGGCCCUUAAAUAAGCCCCUCCCGCAGCUCCCUCACCCCUCCUCCAUUUUUCUCCACAAAGGCCCCCGGGUGGUUUCCACUUGGCUACCCAGUGGACACAUUCCAAAAUGUCCAGUGGGAAGUGAAUUCUGGAGCACUUGUGCAGGACUGCCUUGAGGAUGAAGGGAAGGAACGGGGGAUCUGGGUGAGAUUUCUAUUGUGGGGUGGGAUGGGAUUGGUAGGACAAUGUAUUUCAGUAAUAAAAUACAGAAUGAAAAUCUA